Messenger RNA from Penaeus indicus, 5181 nucleotides. RefSeq names its product multidrug resistance-associated protein 1-like. Gene Ontology annotation, biological process: transmembrane transport. Bases 2 to 4624 code for a protein of 1540 amino acids. Gene Ontology annotation, cellular component: membrane. The record is from RefSeq and is a predicted model, not a curated record. The transcript is spliced from 31 exons. Gene Ontology annotation, molecular function: ATP hydrolysis activity; ATP binding; ABC-type transporter activity. NCBI's taxonomy places the organism in Eukaryota, Metazoa, Arthropoda, Malacostraca, Decapoda, Penaeidae.
CAUGGCCGAGGAGGGAGCACUCGAUAAAUUUUGCGGCUCCCCAUUUUGGGAUGCCAACCUCACUUGGUACACAGACACACCCCAAUUCACUCCAUGCUUUGAGCGAACAGUACUGGUGUGGAUUCCCUGUGGGUUUCUGUGGUUGUUUGCUCCCUUAGAGACUCACUAUGUUCUUCAAAGUGCCGAUCGACUCAUACCUUGGUCCUGGCUCAAUAUUUCGAAGUUGGUGGUUUCAGCUACCUUAAUGACGCUACAGUGCUUGGACUUCUUUUAUGCUGUCCACAAGUCUGUUGUUGGAGAUGAUGUAUAUGGUGUAGAUUUUCUUGCUCCUGCCAUUUUAUUCUUCUCAGUGCUUCUUCAGUUGAUAUUUAUAGUAAUGGAAAAGAAACGAGGAAUUCAAAGCUCGGGGUAUCUCUUCCUCUUCUGGAUGCUGCUGCUUAUCUUUGGCAUCCCAGAGUACUACAUGUAUUUCUUGAAUUUAUCGGAUGAGGGAGUAGACACAGAUCAAUUUACAUUUGCAACAUACAUGGUGUACUUCCCACUGGUUAUAAUCAUGUUGCUUUUGAACUCGUUUGCUGAUGCUACACCAAAAUACAUUAACUUCCCGAGGGGAGAGAAACCAUGUCCAGAGACAGAAGCUUCAUUUUUAAGCCGAAUCACAUUUUCUUGGCUUGAUAAGAUGAUAUGGAGAGGCUACAGACAACCUGUAGAGCAGUCACAGCUAUGGGACCUGUCUUACGAAAAUGCCUCGUUUAGGAUUGUGAGAAAAUGGGACAAGAACUGGAGGAAAACAACUGCCAAGGCUUACAACAAAGGGGAAUCUCACACGUCUGCGAAAUACACGAAUGCCUCGGCCCACGUGGAGAUCUCUGGGACUGCAGGGAACAAGGAACACUACCUUUCCAUUUUGCCGACAAUAGUGCGCACGUUUGGGCCAACGUUCUUAUUUGGAGCGGUCUUCAAACUCUUCCAUGAUAUCCUACAAUUUAUCAGCCCACAAAUAUUAAGUGCCUUAAUCAAUUACAUUGAGAGUGAUAAAGAAGGAGAAAGUGAACCAGUUUGGCGAGGAUACUUUUAUGCCUGCUUAAUGCUCAUCUGCGCACAACUGCAGUCUUUCUUGCUGGCUCAGUACUUCAUGAAGAUGUUCAUUGUGGGCCUGCAGAUUCGCACUGGAGUCAUCUCUGCUGUAUAUCGCAAGGCCCUAAAGAUCUCCUCUUCAGCAAGGAAAGAAUCUACUGUUGGAGAAAUAGUGAAUCUGAUGUCCGUAGACGCUCAGCGUUUCAUGGAUCUCACCACCUAUGUGAACAUGCUUUGGUCUGCACCAUUGCAAAUUGCUCUUGCUCUGUACUUUCUCUGGGAUCUCUUAGGACCAUCGGUUCUGUCAGGAUUGGCGGUUAUGAUUAUUUUGAUCCCAGUGAAUGGGUUUAUGGCCAAUCGAACAAAACAACUCCAGAUUAAACAAAUGAAGAACAAAGACCAGCGUGUAAAACUCAUGAAUGAAAUCUUAAAUGGAAUUAAAGUUCUCAAAUUGUAUGCCUGGGAACCCUCAUUUGAAGAUCAGGUUUUAUCAGUGCGAAGUAAGGAGAUUAAGAUAUUGAAGCAGACAGCCUACCUUACAGCUGGAACCUCCUUCAUUUGGGCCUGCACGCCAUUCUUGGUAACCUUUGUCAUGUUUAUGACGUAUGUGUUAUCAGACCCAUCACAUGUUCUGGAUGCUGAGAAGAUUUUUGUGUCCAUUACCCUCAUGAAUAUUCUCCGUGAUUCAGUGACAAGGUUGCCAUUUGUUAUAUCAUCAGUAGUACAGGCAAGUGUUUCCCUGAAGAGAAUGAACAAAUUCAUGAAUGCAGAUGAGCUGGAUCCAAACUGUGUGUCAAAAGAAAAUACUGAAAGCUUCCCAGUUGUGAUGGAGAAUGGAACUUUUGCUUGGGGCCACGGUGAAGAAGAUGGAGAGCCUGUGUUGAAAGGCAUCAACUUACGUGUCACAGAAGGAUCUCUGGUAGCAGUUGUUGGGACUGUGGGAGCAGGAAAGUCCUCACUCCUGUCUGCCAUCUUGGGGGAGAUGGAUAAACAAUCUGGCAGGAUAAAUAUUAAGGGCCAAGUUGCUUAUGCCUCUCAGCAAGCCUGGAUACAGAAUGCAACUCUAGAGGCAAACAUAACUUUCGGGCAAAGUCAUGAACCCAAUUGGUACACCUCCUGCGUUCAAGCUUGCGCUCUACAGCCUGAUUUUGACAUACUUCCUGGCGGAGACCAAACAGAGAUUGGGGAAAAGGGGAUUAAUCUGAGUGGAGGUCAGAAGCAGCGUGUUAGUCUUGCACGAGCUGUUUAUGCAGAUGCGGAUAUUUAUCUUCUUGAUGAUCCCCUGAGUGCUGUGGAUUCCCAUGUUGGCAGACAUAUUUUUGAGAAUGUCAUUGGACCGCAGGGUUUGCUUAAGAAAAAGACACGUAUAUUAGUGACUCAUGGGUUGACCUACCUACCAAUGGUCGACAAUAUUAUUGUUUUGAAGAAUGGCGUUGUAACUGAGCAAGGAACCUACAAGCAGCUGAUGGAGAGGAAGGGAGAAUUUCAAGAAUUUCUCUUGCAAUAUCUGUCAGAGGCAGAGAACGAAGAAGACUCUCUAGAAGGUCUAGAGGACAUUAAACAUCAGUUGGAGAGUUCUCUGGGUCGGGAAGUAGUUGAGCGACAGAUGCGACAAAAGAGGGAGAGCGAAAGUGAAAGCAUUUCAGAACAAGAAAUGAACAAAGACAAUAGAACUGGCAUUGUGCGGCGACGGGGUAGCAAGAAGAUUAGUGAGUCUGAAAAGGGGAAAUUGGCAAGUGAUACAGUUAUUGCCAAAGAUAAGAAGACUGGUGAAAAGUUGAUAGAAACGGAAAAGGCGGAAACAGGAAAGGUUCAGAUGUCAGUCUACAAGUACUAUAUCAAAGCUGUUGGCAUUAUCCCAGCCAUACUUACGAUAUUAUGUUAUUCUGCUGCCAAUGGCUGCUCGGUUGGAUCCAGUAUCUGGCUAUCCAAGUGGGCUGAGGAACCCCUUGAGCCUGAUGGUUCACUUGACACGCAGAGAAGGGACAUGUACCUGGGUGUUUAUGGUGCACUCGGCAUAGGUCAAGCCAUUGCAGUCAUAAUAGCAGAGAUUCUGUCUUUGCUUGCUAUGGCAAUUGGUGCAAAGAAGAUCCACCAGAUGCUGCUGCACAACAUUUUGCGAGUUUCUCAACUGUUCUUUGAUAUAAAUCCCCUUGGUCGAGUCCUGAAUCGUUUCUCGCAAGAUCUAAAGGCUGUAGAUGAUGGUCUUCCUAAUAUGCUGCUCACUCUCAUCAAUUGUAUGCUGGAUGUGCUGACGACGUUCAUAGUAAUCAUCUACUCGACUCCAUUAUUCGUUGCAGUAUUGAUUCCUACUCUUGUAAUAUAUUAUUUUGUGCAGAUACUUUAUGUGGCUACAUCAAGGCAGCUGAAGCGAAUUGAAUCGGUUUCUCGGUCGCCCAUCUACUCCCACUUCCAGGAGAGCAUACAAGGUGCUUCAACCAUUAGGGCUUAUGGGAAGUGCGAGGAGUUCAUUUCUGAAUCCGAAAAGAGAGUGGACUUCAACCAGAUCUCUUAUUACCCAAGUGUCAUGGUCAAUCGCUGGCUUGCUGUUCGACUGGAGUUCAUCGGAAACAUUAUGACCUUUUCUGCCGCCCUGUUUGCAGUGAUGAGCAGAGGUAGCAUCAGCGGAGGAAUAGUUGGCCUAUCAGUCAGCUAUGCUUUGUCGGUGACACAAGCUCUUAACUGGCUUGUUCGAAUGAUGUCAGAUGUUGAAACAAACAUUGUGGCAGUCGAGCGCAUUAAGGAAUACACUGAAACAGAGCAAGAGGCUCCUUGGGAAAUCCAAGGCAAUAAGCCUCGCAAGGAGUGGCCUGAUGAGGGAGUAGUGGAAUUCAGCAAGUAUUCCACUAGAUACCGUGAAGGACUUGAACUUGUAAUCCGAGACAUUGACUGCAAAAUAUCAGGAGGGGAAAAGAUUGGCAUUGUGGGUAGGACAGGUGCAGGGAAAUCUUCAAUGACCCUUGCACUGUUCCGCAUUAUUGAAGCAGCCUCGGGUCAUAUAAGUAUUGAUAAUGUGAACAUCUCCAAGAUUGGGCUACAUGAUCUACGUGAACGACUAACUAUAAUUCCACAGGACCCAGUAUUGUUUAGUGGUAAACUGCGUAUGAACUUGGAUCCCUUCCAUAAAUAUGAUGAUGCGAAAAUUUGGUCAGCUUUGGAGCAUGCACAUCUGAAGGAGUUUGUGUCAGGUCUCACAUCUGGCCUGCAGUAUGAAGUAGCUGAAGGAGGAGAAAAUUUGAGCGUUGGCCAGAGACAGCUUGUUUGUUUAGCCCGAGCUCUCCUUCGCAAGACUCGUGUCUUGGUCCUGGAUGAAGCCACUGCCGCAGUGGACUUGGAGACUGACGACCUCAUUCAGCAAACAAUACGAAAAGAAUUUUCAGACUGUACUAUAAUAACUAUAGCUCACAGACUCAACACAAUCAUGGAUUCCUCAAGAGUUAUCGUUCUAGACAAGGGUGAAAUAAAAGAAUUUGAUACUCCAGCAACACUUUUAAAGAACAAGAAUUCCCUCUUCUAUGGCAUGGCAAAGGAUGCUGGCAUUGUAUAAGGUAAAAUGGCAGUGCUAGAAACAUAACCAAGAAUUAUAGGGGAGAUGUCAAAGAAGUGGUUCUGUGGUAAAGCAUAGAGAACCCUUUUUCUCCUCCAAUAUGUAGUUUGUGUGUCUUACAAUUGAUUUCUUCAGUACAUUUUCUUGUACUCAUUUUCUACAUUUUCAUAGUAAAAAUGAAAGGGCAAAAAAAAAUGCAACUCAUUGUUAUCGUGUCCUUAAUAAUGUGCUGUUGGUUUUAUUAAGCUCUUUCACAUGUGUUCUUAUAGAGCUAAGGAAAUACAUGGGAAAGCAAGUUGUGUCAGUGCCAGUGCCAAGAGUUCAUCCAUUUAGGUUUGACCUCAUUUGAUGUCAGUCUGAUGUUUUUCAGUCUUUUCUUGGUAGUGUUUAUGUUGUCUUUCCUUUCUAUUUCACUGAGUGGAUUUGAAUAUAACUUACCUUAGGGAGGUUCAGGUAAGACUAUAUAAUUCUUUUUUUUUUCUUUCCUUAUUAGACAUCAGAUUGGGUAAAGCUGAUAUACAUUCAUUAAGGUUUUUGAAUUUCAAUAUAUAUAUAUA